Messenger RNA from Ostrea edulis (European flat oyster), 922 nucleotides. Its product is annotated as histone H4. Gene Ontology annotation, cellular component: nucleosome. Gene Ontology annotation, biological process: nucleosome assembly. The record is from RefSeq and is a predicted model, not a curated record. Gene Ontology annotation, molecular function: structural constituent of chromatin; protein heterodimerization activity; DNA binding. The transcript has a single exon. The coding region runs from base 1 to 312 and encodes 103 amino acids. NCBI's taxonomy places the organism in Eukaryota, Metazoa, Mollusca, Bivalvia, Ostreida, Ostreidae.
AUGUCAGGAAGAGGCAAAGGAGGAAAAGGUCUUGGAAAGGGGGGCGCCAAGCGUCACAGGAAGGUCCUUAGAGAUAACAUCCAGGGUAUCACCAAGCCCGCCAUCCGUCGUCUUGCACGUAGAGGUGGAGUCAAACGUAUCUCUGGACUCAUUUAUGAGGAGACCCGUGGUGUGUUGAAAGUUUUCCUUGAGAACGUCAUUCGUGAUGCUGUCACCUACACCGAGCACGCCAAAAGAAAGACUGUCACAGCCAUGGACGUAGUCUACGCCCUCAAGAGACAGGGACGUACCCUGUACGGAUUCGGUGGUUAGAAACUCUACCAUCGUUUGUGCUUCACAGCGCAAAACCAAACGGCCGUUUUAACGGCCACCAAAAUUCUUUGAAAAGACAUCUCUAUGAAACGACUUUGAGAAACGGUUAUUGUUUUCAUUUCAUUUGCAGUGCAGAUUGCUUAACGAUUAACAGUUGAGGAUAUUGCCAGGUUAAUUACUUGCACACUUUAUCUGGGAUGCAUACGUAAUUAGCUUGCAUUGUUCAUAAAUAUAUACCCUCAUGCUUGCCCACUGCACGCCAAACACGAUUAACAUAUACAACUUUACUGAAUGCAAUCUUGUGUAUGUAGUUGUGAAAUUUUAAUUCAUUACUUGAUUUCUUUUCAUAUUGGGAGUACACAAAGCACUAAGGGAGGGACAGUUUUGUUUUUUAUAUUUCUUACUCCAGGCAUCUUGCAAUAACACACGAGUGCAGACAAAAUGUGUUUGAAAAAUUUAAAGGGGUAUUCAUUUGCUGUGAAAGUGAUGGCAACCUUUUUCUUCCUCUCUCUCAAUGGCAUAGGAAUCUGUACAUUAAUGACUAAUAACAACAUUUAUUUUGUAUAGGAAACAAGAUAAGACAAUAAUAUUAAAUAUUUAAUCACCAACA